Messenger RNA from Penicillium diatomitis, 876 nucleotides. RefSeq lists its product as uncharacterized. Lineage: Eukaryota; Fungi; Ascomycota; Eurotiomycetes; Eurotiales; Aspergillaceae. The record is from RefSeq and is a predicted model, not a curated record. The transcript has 3 exons. Bases 1 to 876 code for a protein of 291 amino acids.
AUGCAGGCUCUCGCUCUUUUGAUCGUUCUGGUCUUCAUAUACGCCUUUUGUGUCCUGGCCUUCAAUACUUGGAAGAUUCGACGAUACACCGACGCCGAACUCCGUCAAAGAGACAGAGAGGCAGAGCUUCACCCAAUCUUCUCCGACAACGUGCCAUUCGGUGCCAAGGCCCUUGAACAGCGAGUCCAUGUAGAAGGCAUCUGGGUCUCCCCUCCCAGCACUCCGCUGACGAGCGCCCUGCCUUCGGCGUCUCCAAGUAUAAGCCCACCGAGUCCCUCGCCGGAAAGACCUUCCCCGCGAUCACCAACUCCAGAGUCUUCGUGUAACCGAGAAGGAGCAAAUGCAAUCUUCGCAAAGCCUAGUGUCUGUGGACCAGCCGAGUGUGCUUCCGAUCGAGGGUCCAUCACGGAAAAUCAGUUCGCAGUCGAAAUCCAUGAAUCCAAAACCGGGAAAGUCCCAGUUGCAUCGCCAGAAACUGGAGGAGUCAAGGUGGCGUUCACUCGGGCCUACCACAACAAAUCUGAGGACCAGCGAUCGCCACUGAAACGGGCCGGAAACACACCCAUGUGGCAUGCGGGCUCACUCUCCGAAGCCAACCUUGCAGCGACCUCUCCGUUAUGCAGUCCAAGCUCGGUCCAAUCGAUUGACGAGGCAAACGCAUGGCGGAAUGAGGAUGCUUUCAACUCCCGUCUUCGCAGCGUGCUUCGGAAGCAAUCCCAAGAAGAUGGUCGACGAGGUGUGAGUGCUAUCUUGAACGAACAAUACCGCAUGGCCGCGCCUUCUGAACAGCCCGCAGCUGAAUCCAAUGUGCGGCCCCCUCGAAGCCGGAAAAGACGGAAAUCGAUACUGACACAAUAUCGGUCAAUGAACGGUUAA